AUGAGGAUGGGUGGGAGACACUACCCGAGUAGUGUUUUUGGUAACGCAACCACCCAAAGAUAUUACUUCACUUACUCUGCAGUCCCGUGGCCGCUCCUGCUUAGCGUGCGCUCUACCUAUUCAGGAGUUUGUCAGAACGUGAACAAUGAAUUUCAGUGCAUGUGCAAAGAGGGAUUUACUUGGAACUCUGCGUUCUGUAGUAAAUAUCAGCCUUGCAGUGGGAAUUUCACAUCGGGUCAGACCUGUGACUGCAUCAGGAGUGAACCAACAGAAGGGACAUUCUGUGAGCCCACUGCCACAAUGACAACCACUACACCAAGCAUUAUGUCCACAUCUACACCAAGAAGUACAAUACCCACAACUGUGUCAACAACAACAAUGACCCCACAGGAUAACCUAGUACGUCAGAAUCAUGCGAUCAGAGAUGGAAAAUUGGCCUUCGUAGAAGAAUUAAGUAAUCGGUCCUCGUCCUUGUUUAAAAAUCACUCGAAACGAUUUAAGGAGUUGUUGGAAAAUGCUUACCGAAUUGUGCACCGUGAUGCUGUGGUAAACAUUUUAGGAUUCACUCUCGUCCUGACAGUAGUAAUAAACAUUAAGGAACCUAUUAAUGUCAAGAUGACCUUCUCACUAAGAAAUCGCACACUAGCUUUCAACACUGCAGUGUGUGGCUUUUGGGAUUUUACAGGCAGGGGUGCGUGGAAUGAUACUGGCUGUGAGCCUGAAAUCAACGAAGAAAAUAUUACAUGUCACUGUGACCACUUGACAUCAUUUUCGAUUUUAAUGUCUCCUGAUACCAAAGACAGCCCAGCUUUGAAUUAUAUCACCAGUAUCGGGGUUGCCAUCUCAAUCGGAAGUUUACUAAUCAGUAUUAUUAUAGAAGCCAUAAUGUGGAAGCAUGUGACCAAACAUAUAACCUCGUAUAUUCGCCAUGUUGGAAUUCUGAAUAUUGCAGUAAAUCUGCUGGUCGCUGACAUAUGGUUCAUUGUGGCUUCAGCUGUAGAACCAGGAACACAGGCUUGCACAGCUGCAACUUUCUUCACUCAUUUUUUCUAUCUUGCCUUAUUCUUCUGGAUGUUAACCCUGGGCCUGCUGCUUGUCUAUCGUUUACUAUUCCCUUUCCAUGAUCUCAGCAGAUCAGUUAUGAUGGGAAUAUCAUUUGCCAUUGGUUACCUGCCUCCAUUGAUAAUCUCAAUCAUCACAAUCGGAGUUACCUUUCCAAGAAACAGUUACACCAGAGAACGUGCCUGCUGGCUUGGCUGGGAGAUGGAAUACCCUCUGCUUGCAUUUGUUAUACCUGCAUUGGUUAUAAUCGCAAUCAAUGUCAUCAUUCUGAUUAUAGUCAUUUUUAAGUUGCUGCGACCAACAAUUGGGGAUGGAUCCAGAGCCAAUAAUCAGGAAAGAGAAGUGUUCAAACUGAUUGCGAGAUGCGUUGCUGUGCUAACCCCAAUCCUUGGACUCACCUGGGCGUUUGGAAUACCAGCCUUUCAAAAAGGUUCCCCCGUUGCUUUCCAUUAUAUAUUUACAAUUCUCAAUGCUUUUCAGGGACUCUUUAUUUUGGUCUUUGCAGUGUUGCUAGAUAAUAAGGGAACUCUGAAUGUGUUUGCUGUACUGCCUUGA
Molecule: messenger RNA, 1617 nt
Organism: Hemiscyllium ocellatum (epaulette shark)
Lineage: Eukaryota; Metazoa; Chordata; Chondrichthyes; Orectolobiformes; Hemiscylliidae
Product: adhesion G protein-coupled receptor F5-like
Exons: 7
Coding region: 1-1617 (538 amino acids)
Biological process (GO): G protein-coupled receptor signaling pathway; cell surface receptor signaling pathway
Cellular component (GO): membrane
Molecular function (GO): G protein-coupled receptor activity
Source: RefSeq, a predicted model, not a curated record